AUGAUCAUUUAUGGCAUAUGGACAUAGGGUAAAAUCAAGAUUCAGGAUAGAUUGGUCUCCGUGAGCAAAGAAACAAAAAGAUAAUAUGACUACCGAAUACGAGUACAGCCACGACUUGUCAGAUUCCCUUCCUAUGCUCUUUCUUAUUCUUUCUCCCGGACCAAUCAUUUUUAUCUCAUACACGUACGUACAUUAUUAUUUUUAUUUUUUCACACUCUCUGGCCCUUUAUAUAGUACUCCAAUUUCUGACUCUCAUUAUCUUCAAACUUCCUCACGAGUAUAAUCAUUAUCACAUUGGGGAAUGGCUACUUCAAGGACGAGAUUACUAGAGUUGCUUUUUAUCUUAAUUUUAUUGUUUGCUAUUAGUGCAAAUGCUAAAAGGGGUAAACAUUCUAGGAGGCAGAAUAAGUUGAAAGUGGCUAAUGAAGAUGGUUUCUUGAAUUGGAUUAAUCGCAUUAGUUCUCGCAAUCAUUCUGUCUUCCACGAAGCGAAGAACAAAUUUGAGCCUUGCAAAUUUAUUAAGGUGAAUAAAAACCCAAAGCAUGGAGAUUUUACUACGGUUCAAGAGGCUAUUGAUUCAAUUCCAAUUGCCAAUUCUUGUCGAGUGGUUAUUUCUGUUAGUCCUGGGAUUUACAGGGAGAAGAUUGAAAUUCCAGCAACAAUGGCAUACAUUACACUGGAAGGUGCUAGUUCGCGCAAAACGACUAUCAAAUGGGAUGACACUGCAGAUAGGGUAGGAAAAGAUGGCCAGCCAAUGGGAACGUAUGGUUCUGCAACGUUUGCUGUUAAUUCCCCCUACUUCAUUGCCAAAAACAUCACCUUUAAGAAUGUAGCACCACCACCACCAUCAGGGGCACUGGGAAAGCAAGCUGUGGCAUUAAGAAUCUCCGCAGACACAGCGGCGUUUAUAAAUUGCAAAUUCAUAGGAGCACAAGAUACAUUGUAUGAUCACAGGGGCAGGCAUUAUUUCAAGAACUGCUAUAUACAAGGUUCUGUGGAUUUUAUAUUUGGAGAUGGGUUGUCCCUCUACGAGAAUUGUCACUUAAAUGCCAAAACAAAAAGCUAUGGGGCAUUGACAGCCCAGAAGAGGGAGAGCAUGCUGGAGGAAACUGGAUUCUCUUUUGUGAAUUGCAAGGUUACUGGAUCUGGUGCUCUUUACCUGGGCAGGGCUUGGGGUACUUUCUCAAGGGUCAUAUUUGCUUACACUUACAUGGAUAAGAUCAUCACUUCAAAGGGAUGGUAUGACUGGGGGGAUAAGAACAGGCAUAUGACGGUAUUUUAUGGGCAAUUCAAGUGUUCGGGACCAGGGGCAAACCACGGUGGCAGGGUGAAAUGGUCCAGGGAGCUCACUGAACAAGAAGCUAAUCCGUUUGUCUCACUCAGCUUCAUCGAUGGUCAUGAAUGGCUUCUCAAUAUUUGAUGGUUUCUUUAUCACCUAGCAAGCCAUGGCAGUCAUACUCCUGUAUAAUUAGUCUUCAAUCUAUCUAUAACAUUUAAAUUUUACACCAGAAAAUGAUUGUCCCCAACCACCAUAAUAUGGAUCAACUUUCUCAUCCAGACAUGCAUAGUCGCUAUUUAAAGCUGCAACUCCAGCUAA
Molecule: messenger RNA, 1597 nt
Organism: Nicotiana tabacum (common tobacco)
Lineage: Eukaryota; Viridiplantae; Streptophyta; Magnoliopsida; Solanales; Solanaceae
Product: putative pectinesterase 53
Biological process (GO): cell wall modification; pectin catabolic process
Molecular function (GO): pectinesterase activity
Source: RefSeq, a predicted model, not a curated record